This is a messenger RNA of Sorex araneus (European shrew), 801 nucleotides long. RefSeq names its product peptidylprolyl isomerase H (gene PPIH). Gene Ontology annotation, biological process: protein folding; protein peptidyl-prolyl isomerization. Gene Ontology annotation, molecular function: peptidyl-prolyl cis-trans isomerase activity. NCBI's taxonomy places the organism in Eukaryota, Metazoa, Chordata, Mammalia, Eulipotyphla, Soricidae. The coding region runs from base 76 to 609 and encodes 177 amino acids. Gene Ontology annotation, cellular component: intracellular membrane-bounded organelle. The record is from RefSeq and is a predicted model, not a curated record. The transcript is spliced from 10 exons.
GGAGACGCGCGCUGCGGCGCGGCCUCGGGGUCGCCGGAAGUCGGCGCCGCCAGCUUCUGCUUCCGGGUCGGAGCCAUGGCGGUGGCAAAUUCAAGCCCAGUCAACCCCGUGGUGUUCUUUGAUGUCAGCAUAGGCGGCCAGGAGGUGGGCCGCAUGAAGAUCGAGCUCUUUGCAGACGUGGUGCCCAAGACGGCGGAGAACUUUCGGCAGUUCUGCACUGGAGAAUUCAGAAAAGACGGGGUUCCUAUUGGAUACAAAGGGAGCACCUUCCACAGGGUUAUAAAGGAUUUCAUGAUUCAGGGGGGAGAUUUUGUUAAUGGAGAUGGGACUGGAGUUGCCAGUAUUUACCGGGGACCAUUUGCAGAUGAAAAUUUUAAACUUAGACACUCCGCUCCAGGCCUGCUUUCCAUGGCAAACAGUGGGCCCAGUACAAAUGGCUGCCAGUUCUUCAUUACCUGCUCUAAGUGUGAUUGGCUGGAUGGGAAGCAUGUAGUGUUUGGAAAAAUCAUUGAUGGACUUCUAGUGAUGAGAAAGAUUGAGAAUGUUCCCACUGGCCCUAAUAAUAAGCCCAAGCUGCCUGUGGUCAUCUCACAGUGUGGGGAGAUGUAGUCCAGAGCAUGCAGCGGGAGUGGCACAGGCCGUCCUACUCUGAGUGACGCUCUUGAGCAAAAUAACCAGGAUUGGCCCGUUUGCUUCCUUGCCUGCUGCUGCCCUGUUUGGUCAAGAGACCUUGGAAGUAUCACGGAUUCAGGACCCAAGAUUUUGUUUUCAACUGUAAAUAAAGUUUUAUUUUGUUUGGUU